Arachis ipaensis is the source of this 788-nucleotide messenger RNA. RefSeq names its product Serine/Threonine-kinase RLCKVII protein. The record is from RefSeq and is a predicted model, not a curated record. NCBI's taxonomy places the organism in Eukaryota, Viridiplantae, Streptophyta, Magnoliopsida, Fabales, Fabaceae.
GACGUUUUAUGCGUCUUUACAGGAGCAUCCUCCAUUUUCUAUUUUAUAACUCAAAUUUAACACUAUUAAAAAGAGAAUAUAUAUUUUUAAAAGAAAAGGAGAAUUAUCCAAUCCAAAUAAUAUAAUAAUAUUAAUAUAGCACGUGAGUUGCACAUGCGGACACUUUCCCGCCAAAAAGUUGUUAACGGGCGUAACAACCCGCGACAGAAAACAAAAUCGCGAGCUUCUUCUUCCACUUUUCAUAACUCUUCUUCUUCUUCUUCUUCUUCUCCUUCUUCUUCUCUACGUGCUUCGAGAUGCAGCAGAGAUCUUCAAGCUCGAGCUCGCGCUUCACGGGCGACGAACACAGAGCCAUCAACAUCGCCGCAGAGCAGCAGCAGAAUCAGCACACCAAGCGCCGAAAGACCACUGAAGACAACGAAUUCCUUGACGGCCUCCCGAUCUACCACCUCCGCACCGCAGCUCCCGUCCGGAGGGAUUUCUCCAGUCGCUCGUCGCGGUUGCCGCCGGAGAAAUGGAUUCAUGCUAUCCCGGCGCUCGUUCUGCUCUGCCUCUUCACUCUCUGGUGGUUCUCUUUUCCAGCAGUUGAUGUGGAGAUCAAUAAUGGUAGGAUUACAACCAUAAGGCAGAUCAACAUGCCGCUACCUAACGAUUCUCGUAUUGAUCUCACAAUACUCGCAGUUUCAACAGCAUCACCGAUUCCUUCAAUUCCUCAAAACGUGUCAUCCGGCGAGGACGAAACAAACUUGAAUCCAGCAAGUUCGCCUAAUUGAAGGAUUGGUGCUAUC